Messenger RNA from Ornithodoros turicata, 7746 nucleotides. Its product is annotated as heparan sulfate glucosamine 3-O-sulfotransferase 1-like. The transcript is spliced from 2 exons. Bases 245 to 1303 code for a protein of 352 amino acids. Lineage: Eukaryota; Metazoa; Arthropoda; Arachnida; Ixodida; Argasidae. The record is from RefSeq and is a predicted model, not a curated record. Gene Ontology annotation, molecular function: [heparan sulfate]-glucosamine 3-sulfotransferase activity.
GAAUGCCCGCGCUGCAGCAGCAGCAGCGGCGAGCGAGCGAGCGAGCCGACCGACAACGCGCUGGUGUGCGGCGGCAGGCGGCCAGAAGUCCAUGGAAGAGCACAAGACAAUCACUACCUUCUGACGCCAUGGAUGUUCACGAUGCCUCAUCGUACCCAUCAAACGCAGCAGGAGAAGUGGUCACAUAGCCGGGAAAUCGGGGCUAGCCGCGACCGUCCGAUGGGCUGAACGAAGAGUGGGCGGCAUGGACCGCGACCCCUGGACAGCGGGCUCCUUGCAACGGACCCGCUCCCGCCUGCUUGCCCUCUGCCUGGCCGCCUUAGCCACCACCUGCUUCGUCGCCGCCCAUCUCCUAGGUCCGCCACCUUUCCUCCUUGCCCCACCACCAUUUUUCAACCCAUCCUCUCCCGUCCCUUCUUCAAACAGCGCCGUAGCCACAAACCAAUCCCCUGUCACCACCACCACCACCACCGCACCCCAACCCUCACUCCCAGCCCGUGCUGUACGUUUUCCUCGCACCCGCCGACGGCUCCCGCACUGCGUCAUCAUCGGCGCCCGCAAAUGCGGCACCCGGGCUCUCCUCGAAUUCCUCAACCUUCACCCGGGCAUCCAGAAAGCCCCCGACGAAGUUCACUUUUUCGACGACGACUCCAAGUACGCCCUGGGUCUCGAAUGGUACCGACGCCACAUGCCCUACUCUUUUCCCGACCAACUGACCGUCGAGAAAUCACCGGCCUACUUCGUCACCGAAGCUGCACCGGGCAGAGUUUGGGCCAUGAACGCCACGAUACGGCUGCUCCUCAUCGUCAGAGACCCCGUCAUACGUCUAGUGUCGGACUACGCGCAGCUCGCGGCGAACAGACAACAGAGGGACAAGCGAGUGGCGCCCUUCGAAGAAGUUGUCCUCAACGUGGACGGUACUGUGAACACAGAGUACCGCCCCGUCCGCACCAGCAUGUACGCCGUGUACUUCCGCCGCUGGCUGUCGCAUUUUCAACGGCAACAGAUUCACGUGAUCGACGGCGAUCGACUGGUGAAGCAGCCGUUCGAGGAAAUGAGGAAAGUGGAGACGUUCCUGGGGCUGACACAUCGUAUUCCGAAGGAUGCCUUCUACUUCAACCGCACAAAGGGCUUCUUCUGUGUGAGGAACGACACGGUGGACAAGUGCCUGAAUGAGAGCAAAGGGCGCAAGCACCCGGAUGUGCCCGGUCCGGUGGUGUCCAAGUUGAGGCAGUUUUACGCGCCUUUCAACAGGGAGUUCUAUCAGAUGGUCGGGAAAGAUUUUGAGUGGCCGGAGGAAUGAGACGGGGUCGGGAGAUUUUAUAGGGAAAAAUGGUUGGAUUGCUGCCCGCAAGAGGUCCUUGUUGGCACAGCGCAUCUGUUUUUAUUGAGAGUCCGUAUCCGUGUAUUCACACGAGAGACAUCCCCCACGGAAUAUUCUAGUGCAAGAAAGAGCAAAGAACUGCUCGCGUGGCAGAAGUUCCGCCGCGACUUGCGUUGGACAUCCGCAAGGGGGCCGGAAUAUCUGGAACGGUGUGCUGCGCACGUAGCAGACGAGAACGCUGCCGUUGCAGACGACAGCUCUGUCGUCUGCUGCGGAAUAUCUUGUGGCUGAGCCGCAGAAUGUCUCCGAUUGUUAGAACAGCACGCGCUCACGUGUCAGCAGAGUACCACGACGUUUUUCGGAUGUUCCGCCGGAGUAUUCUGGGGAAUGUCGCUCAUUUGAAUACACGGUAGGUGUCCAGAUAAAUUCUCUCGACCCAGAAUCACAGAAGACGGGGCUGAAUACAGCGUACUCCUGCUAUAAAUGCAGUAAGGAUAGCGAUCCGUUAAGUGGCUUGUAGGGCUAUACAGACUGUGGCCCCGCGAGUUUAGAAAAUCGUUCCAACUGAGUUGGGAGAUCCAUUUCGAAACAUCAUCUGUACGAAGAGUACGCUGCAACUUUCCCUGCAGCAAUGCCGGUGCCUAACCACGGGAGGUAAUCUUCGCGGAGAACGUAACAGUUUGACAAUCAGUCUUCUCUCAGCAUAUCACCCUCUCUGACAAUCAUUUUUUUUAAACUUCCGCGUCAUAUAUCAUACUUUGUUGAUGUGGUCUGUCCAUACCGUUGUCAUGACGACCUCUGUACAAAUAUUGAUAGGAUCUUAGUCGUGGCCGUGUUUCAUUUGUACAUAGAUUUUAAUUUAUUGUGACGUUACGUCAUAUAGGAGUGUACAUAGAAGGUAACGAUGCGCAAGUGUGCAUUUAUUUUGUGUGAUGUGAAGUGAGUCAUACUUUCUACUAUAGUUCUGCUACUUCUCAAUGACAAUCAUUUACAUUGAGCUUACAGCAGCUUCUCAGCAGCUACAACUUUUUCGGCGUCUCGACAAUCAUGCACGUGCCCGAUAAAGGAAAAGAAACCGGUUUAUACCGGUGACGUAGUUUCACAGCAGUACGACAAUCAUACAUGCUCUCACUGUACUGUUACGGAUGAGACUCACAUGAUAUGUGAUGACAGUCUUUUUGACGUACUUUCUUCAACUGAGUACCGAAGAUAACGUUCUGCAGAGUAAAGCCAUUUCUGCUCUGAAGAGACAAUCAUGUACAAUCACGAAUGACUACCAUAACUCCCAAUAUGCAUUUACGCAUUCGUUCCGAUUUUUGUGGACGGAGUUACUCACUUACGAAACACACUCGGGUGGGGGCUAUUCUUGGCCGAACACAAUGGACGGUAUGCCGCGAAGGGAGUGAAAUGCCCAUGUAAAUGCUGUAGCAGCUUUAGAAUUUCGAUAAAAGAAACAUUACGAAAUUACCUUACACAUUAGGCGCAGCUUCAACUCUACCAAAUGUUCCAGUUCAUGUUUAUUUUUAUUUUAUUUUUUUUUCCGUAGGGGGAACACAUUUCGGAAAUAUCAAUGACCUGCACAAAAUGGAUUUUAUUUAGCAGAGAAGCUUAUUCAAAAAUAAUCCGCAUUCAAAUUUACAGCCAAACACUUGGCACGUGACGAGAAACUUUCAGCACUGACUACACACUUUCAAAGGUCUUUGCGCAUCGAUUGACGAUUACCUGAAGACACUUCACACUGUGUAUGGCGUCAUGCCAUCCGCUAGACAUGCCACCAGUCGAUCAGGGUUCGAUCGCUUACUUGGAGAUUGCUCUAAAACCUACUCGUGUGCCUUUAACACGCAAGCUGCGCGACUCAAGAGUCGACGGCGCGUGCCCGUGAGAAUUAUGCAAAUAGCGAUGUACAAUCAAUGCGUACGUCCACGAAGCAUUCAAUCAAUAUCGGGUGUCAACGCCCGCUGUUGCCAACACCAGAUGAAUAGUUUAAAGACACAGUAUCACGCAAACGGAUCGAUUACAAUUCAAAGGAUACAAGAGCGGGAAAAACAGGGGGGGGGGGAUAUGUUUAUUAAGAAAAAGAAAGGAAAGGUCAGGAAAAACAGGGAAGGAGAUGGAGAGCUGCCACACCUGUCAGUUGACAAAGAUGCGCGAUUGAACAUUAAAGUAUAGUUUUGCGAUGUUCAAUCUACCGUCGCUUUGAACGUAUACAAUCGAGAGCAGGUUCAUCGUGCCAUGUGUCGUGUCUUUUUCAGUCGGUUGCCUCCACUACAGGGGUUAGCUGUGUGGCAACCAGUCUUGUAGAAACACCGUAGCUGGGAAAUACUAAUCGUGUCAAAAGAACAGUGAAACCGAACGUUACAUCACCGGGAGUGCCGUUAUAAAGGAACACCGCACACACCUUUCGUAAAAAGUAGAGAUAGAGAGUAAGAAAGAGAAAGAAAAUGGAGGUAUUCUUCAUGGAGCGGGCGUUUCAAUGUAUCCUACUCGUCCGGUUAGGCUUUCGCAUUUAACAACAUAAGAAACGGGAUCACCGAAAGGCAGAACAGCAACCUUUUUUCCAAAUGUAUCACGCUGUAAACAGUUUGAAACUAUACAUCCAAAAGGGGUGUGAGCGGUCGACACUGCUAGGUGUGCGGGUAUGGUUAUACCUUGGUUUGCGGUUAGGAACAUACAACAUAUAGAAAUCCGCAUGACUAAAAUGCGGAUAAAGCCGCGCGACUCUGCGGUUUCGCGCCGUUAUCCGCAUUUCAUCCCCAAAUAAGCGGUAGUGUUUUUCUCGACAUCCCCUAGAUGGAGCCACAAUUCAGAACACUAACUGUGAAUCCAAUACUAUGUGAAUAAAAAAAAAUCCCUAUGUGAAUUUUCCUACAGACACAAUGACGGCGGAUGUGCGGAUAUAUAUCAAUAUCCGUGCGGCACGGAUAAUGUCAAUGUUAUCCGCGCUCGCCUCAACAGGAACAACCUUAUUUUGACGGUGAUGAUUGGAGUGUUAGACGCGGUCACUUCAAGACAUGGCCUUCAUAUCGCAUAGCUUAGGUUGACAGUGUUGAGAAGUACACGCAAGAUCGUUUCGUUCAACUUAGUCCCAAAGUAUGCAUAAAUCAAUAUAAUAAUAAUGAUAACUUGGAGUAGAGAUGGUUCAUCAUUCAAACAAGAUUUCCAUAUUUUUCACCUCGCGUUUAAAUCUACUCCCAAUCAUUAUUCUUAACGCUUAAAUUUUGCUUUCACAUUUGAUUCCGUCCUACCACCCAUAAAUCGAAGAUCCAUCAGGAGAAGGGAAUCAAACACAAAAGCCAAAAUGUAAAUGCACAGCAUAACGCGUACUUUAACGAUACAACCUGCUCGCUUUCUCACCACAUCGACAACCAGAAGGCUGGAAUAUAUAGCGAACGAAAGAAGGAACGUAUACGUCCGACACGUAAAUCAAAAACGCGUUCAUCGACAUUAUCUCGAGACGUAUCGAUCGAAGAGGGAAGUACCUUGUCCUCGAUCACCUCCUUUCUCACAACGAGAGCCCUCGAAAAUACAGCCCGCAUGCAGCCAUAAUACACCGGUACGGGCUACCACGGUAAUAAUAAGGGAACUCACCGGUGACGUGUAAUCGAUAUUGGCAUGCAUAGCGUGCGUCUCUACGCUCCUGCAUGCUCAUAGUUGUGCAUCGGUGCUGCUUCAAACUUUCCUUUGGUUCGAUGGUACUGAAUGCCACUGAGCGCUGUUAUCUGGUCGAAUAUCAGCAUUUCCAAUGAAGCACAUGAGCUUUGAAAUUAUAUUUCUCCGAUUUUCCGGUUCGGACACAUUCGAUAUACUCUUGUUGGAGAAAGAUAUACAUUUAACAAAUGAAACAGAAAGAACAGAUGAUGGGGGGGGGGGGGGGUUAUAGGUUUAUUAUUUGCAAAAAAAACAAACAAAAAAAACAAGGGAGGGCCAAAAUAAUCCACAGACCGAUUAACAUGUGGCGCUCAUGAUCACAGUUGUCAUGAUGACGUCAUACUGUGACUCGUAAGACGGUAACCAAAUAUAGUAUAUGAAAUGAGAGUACAGCUAGGACUGAAACGAGCACGUUGCUAACAGAUUAUGAGCCGAUUAGUAGUACAAUGAAAAUAUUCCAACCCACCAGUAAUAAGCAUGUGGAGAACCAAGUUCAGUAAUGCUAUUAUGGUGCAAAAUAGCAAAGGCUCUUCACCCUCAUGCCUUUAUCGACAAAAGCGGCAACAGGUGUUGUCACGUCCGGGGGGGGGGGGGGGGGGGUCCAGCAUUCGCCAGCACCGUCGAUACACAAUCUAGGUCAAUUAAACACUAUGCGAAUACAGAAAUUGAGGAGGGGGUCAGAACAUCUUGACCCCCCCCCCCCCCAGGUGCGCCCCUGAUCACAACAUAGUGUCGAUGCUAUUAAUAGCACACAUACCUGACUACUGUCGAUAUAUGCCUGUAUCUUACUAACAAGUGGAAGUAAAUGCGUCCGCGCUAUACUAUGCGGCUGUACUUGCACCAAUGUGGAAGUCAAAUCGGAUGUAUACCGGCCUACUGUAACAUUUCAAAGGGACCAGGCUGCAAUGAGCCGAAUACCAACUAUACUGCCGCCAUUUCGGAUUGAUCUCGGUAGCAAACACUAUGUGUUCGGCACCUUUGUGUCACGGGUGAUGAAUUGACUCCCGUGUGAGUUUCUGAGCACAGGAGCCAGUUCAUUCUGGCAGCCAAAAACCACGUGCACACAGGACACAUAUACAUGCUCACAGAAAUUCUCUUACUCGAGAGGUGCAGGGAACGGCAGUUCUUACCUUCAGCAGAUAGAGAUGGAGUCCACGAUAAGUGCCGUCUAUGUAGGGAACCUGCACAUAUAGAGGUAGAUCCAUUAACGCGCAUUCCAACUAUGGCUCACAUACUGGAGGACAAGUCCUCCCAAAUGGGGACUACUGUGCAAACCUCCACACGCGUGUACUGGCGUCAAAGUGAACGUGCAGUCACAUGCAUGGACUGGCUCCCAUUGUGUGUGUACUGUCAUCAACUAGGGAACCAACCUAUAGAGGUAGGCCCCUUCUAUUGAAGACUGUACGCGAUGUCUGACCAUUGUACAAGAAUUAUCUUACUUAUUUUGGUCCAUAAAGGGAUUUUUGGGAGCAAUUGGCUCAGGUCAUGGCUCUCUUAUCAUUUAGCUUUGACUGUGUGCUUCGGUAGCAUGAGGGCCAACGCUGCACAGGAGUUGCCCUGUGCACCCGUUCCCCCCUCGGCCUCUUAGACAACGCGUGGUAUCCUGGCAAAGAAACACGAUCAACUGCGCUACCUGCCUUCCGGAUAGUAAUGACACUAUGAAGGAAAUACAAUGUCAAGUGACAAGCCCGCUGUUAUGAUGUACCCUUACCGGUUCGUGAUAACUCAUGGCAAAUCCCAAGUGCGACCUGAUACGACGUACUGCAAGCCCCCAAUAUGCCCUGUGCUCUGUUCGCUGUAUCUUGUCAAAUGGUCGGCGGUUAACGCUUUUUAAUUGGUGCACUAAUGUCAUCAUAUGUUACCUGCAAUGACACUUCAGUGGAAAGGUUCACACCGCUUUGUUCCCCAAAAAUGGCCGUGAAAUGUAACAUCUAUGUCUCCCUUUUUCAUGUUUAUAUGUGCUGCCCCGCGGCAACAAAUUAUUGAGCAUGCGCUGCUGCGUGUCGGAAGAGCGCAUAUUAUGUGCCCACGAACGAUUUUGUUCAAAGUUCUACGUUUGUGCACAACUGCAGUGACGUCAUGAAACGGAAAAUGUCAAUGCAAUGCGAACGCAUUGCCGUGAAUGCUAAAUGCUGUAGAGUAGAGCAGCAUGAACGAACAUGAGUCAUCGCUGGCAAGCACCGAACAAGUUUGUGAAGACUGCCAUUGCAUAUUGACAAUCACUGACCCACGAUGUCAAAAAAAGACACUGUACAAUAAAAGUGACCACAGUCGAAUGUCUCAGAACCGUAUAUGGUGUUCCAACUUUACCAACCCCUCUUCACCCCCUCCCCCCACCCCCAAGGUAAAUGGAAGGCACAAUAUCGGGAUUCGUGAAACUAUUUAAUAGGGAAUAUUUUGGCACAGAUAUUAGGUAAGGCGCGCUGUCACACGUUCUCCAGUGUGCAUCGAGGGAGCUUCUUGUAUAGGAUAGGAGAAACAUUUAUUUCAUAAAAACGUCGGCCUCGGGGCAAGUUCAAAGCAAACCGGUGGUAAACCGCCCUUGUUAUCCGUAUCGGUUAGCAGGAAGCUUCGAGGGGAGAGGCUGAGGAUGGAACAUCACAGGCUGAACGGGACCGCUGCUUAUGAGAGUAAGCGAUCAUUGAUCUCUGGAGACUUAUGUGUACGUGUACUUUGUUCACUCGAGAAAUUUGUUGUUUUAACACUUGUUACCCUUUCUCGACAGUGAUAAUGACACUUCGAAAUGCGACAAUCAGAAUAAAUGCUGUCAGAAA